Molecule: messenger RNA, 624 nt
Organism: Fusarium oxysporum Fo47
Lineage: Eukaryota; Fungi; Ascomycota; Sordariomycetes; Hypocreales; Nectriaceae
Exons: 2
Coding region: 1-624 (207 amino acids)
Source: RefSeq, a predicted model, not a curated record
AUGACCGACUCGCUGGUCAAAAGACAGAAGCAAGAUACGCCCCAACGAGAAUACAAGACUGACGGAUGCUAUGCUCUCUCAUGCCAGAUAAUAUACCACGCCCUUCCCGACGGGAUAUUCGAUGUCACUGGGGCAGAUGCGUUCCUCGCAGCGACUGAGAUUCCCGAGACGGCAAAGACUACACAGUGGCGACAAGAGCACCAGGACGAAGAUUUGCCCCAUGUCCUCGCACGAGACCUAUUAGAGGACCACUCAGGUCGAGCAUUUCCAUCAAUUGACCAAGCCGACCUCAAAGGUCGGAUAAGAGGUCGAAAGGAAGCUCUCGAUGCAGCUGCUGUUAACAGCAUGAGAGCCAAGCCUGUAGCACUUUGUGUGCAAGAAGAAAUGACGCGUCGGACUUUACAGAAAGGUGAGCCACUGCUCAACUCCAACGUCGCUAUCCUCCAAGACCUGCCAGGAUUCCGCGCUCGGGACUUCUGGCUCACCCAUAAGAUCCAGUUCGCAAGUGGCAACGCCGAGAAACCCAACACCAACUCGAAAGCUGAUCCUACGCCCCAACUCGACACCCAAGCGAUACAUCGCGAUGGUCUCAAAGACCCCCCAAAGAGCACCCCUAUCACGUAA